This is a messenger RNA of Impatiens glandulifera, 1573 nucleotides long. RefSeq names its product adenylyltransferase and sulfurtransferase MOCS3. The transcript is spliced from 11 exons. The record is from RefSeq and is a predicted model, not a curated record. Gene Ontology annotation, biological process: tRNA wobble position uridine thiolation. Gene Ontology annotation, molecular function: adenylyltransferase activity; URM1 activating enzyme activity; thiosulfate-cyanide sulfurtransferase activity. Gene Ontology annotation, cellular component: cytoplasm; cytosol. The coding region runs from base 56 to 1444 and encodes 462 amino acids. Lineage: Eukaryota; Viridiplantae; Streptophyta; Magnoliopsida; Ericales; Balsaminaceae.
UGUGUUGUCUUCGUCGCUUCACUUCUAAAUUGUGCUUUCAAGUUUCAACUGAACUAUGGAGUCCAACGGCGGCGACGCCUCCGUAAUUCACCGCGAAAUCGAGAAACUUAAGUCAGAUAAGCUCGAUAUAGACCGGCGAAUUUCAGCUCUAGAAGCUCAGCUUCGCAUCGUCAAGGAGAAGGACGAUACCAAUUCGAUCUCUUCGUUUCAAUCAAAAUCGAAUGGCCUCGAAUUAUCCUUUGAUCAUGGCUUAUCAUCUGAUAUGAUUUACAGAUACAGUCGCCACCUCAUACUUCCUUCCUUUGGCAUUCAAGGGCAAUCGAAUCUUUUGAAGUCUUCGAUUUUGGUCAUUGGAGCUGGAGGACUAGGCUCCCCUGCUCUAUUAUACCUUGCCGCCUGUGGCGUGGGGAGGAUAGGAAUAGUUGACCAUGAUGUAGUUGAGCUUAACAAUUUACACAGACAGAUUAUUCACACAGAAUCAUAUAUUGGACGAUCAAAAGUCGAAUCUGCUGCUGCAGCUUGCUAUGCGAUUAACUCUUCUUCUAAGAUUAUCGAACACAGAGAAGCUUUCCGCACAUCGAAUGCAUUGGACAUUGUCAGCAAAUAUGAUAUAGUUGUCGAUGCCACAGAUAAUGUACCUAGCCGUUACAUGAUAAACGAUUGUUGUGUGGUACUUGGAAAGCCUCUUGUCUCUGGUGCUGCUAUUGGAAUGGAAGGGCAGCUUACUGUUUACAAUUACAAUGGAGGACCGUGUUAUCGAUGCUUGUUUCCAACUCCGCCACCAACAACAGCAUGUCAAAGAUGCUCGGAUAGCGGAGUACUAGGAGUUGUUCCUGGCAUAAUUGGCUGUCUACAAGCCCUAGAAGCAAUAAAGAUUGCCAGUAAUAUCGGUGAACCCCUCUCGGAGAGGAUGCUGCUUUUCGAUGCAUUAUCAGCUCGGAUGCGUGUGGUUAAGAUCAGAGGGAAGUCACUACACUGUCAAGGUUGCGGAGAAAAUACAACUUUCAACAGAAACCAAUUUCGAGAAUUUGAUUACGAGAAAUUCACGCAGACUCCUUUCACCACAAUUCCAUUGAAGUUAAACUUACUCUCUGAAGAUGAUAGAAUAAGUUGUAAAGAAUACUAUGAAAGAUUUACAAAAGGAGAAGAACAUCUACUGGUUGAUGUAAGACCAGCACACCAUUAUAAGAUAGUUUCUCUUCCUCGAUCGAUCAACAUCCCAUUUGCGAACAUUGAAGCUAGACUGCCCGAGAUUUCUUCAUCUUUUAAAAAUGAAACUGGUUCGGUUCAUCCUCUUUCUCUGUAUGUUAUGUGCAGAAGGGGCAAUGAUUCUCAAAGGGCUGUUAAGUAUCUUCAUGAAAUGGGGUUCAAUUCCGCUAAAGAUAUUGUUGGGGGAAUUGAGGCGUGGGCUCGUGAGGUUGACCCGAGUCUUCCUACUUAUUAAGGUUCAUGUUCGCCUUGACAUUCGACUGCACUAUUAAAGAUGUUUAGAUUUGUAAUUCUGGAUAUGAUUUAUGUUUCUCUUUUUGUGUUGAAUUGAAAAUAAAUUGUGAUUUUGAAACACUAGAUAAUC